AUGUCGAUUGUAGCUGAGUACGCCAAGUCGAACCGAUCGUUGUGUAAGUCAUGUUCGAAGUCGAUUGAGUCGAAAGCCUUGAGGGUUGGGUUGAUUAGCAAAGGACCUGGCGGAAUCGAUAUGCCCAGAUGGCACCAUUUGGAUUGUUUUCCUACCGAUUCGGAGUCGAUUGGUUCCGUCGAUGAUAUCAAAGGAUUAUCCGAUUUAGAGAAAGAUGAUCAGGAUGCUUUGGCCAAAUUGGUUGAACUAUGUGGCGAGCCUGCAAAAGAACAGGUAGGUGGGAAGGAGGAAGAGGUUAAGAACCUUCUUGUAACAGAUGAGAUAAGUGGGAAGAAGAUUAAGGAGACGAUUGGUUCUUCAAAAGUUAUUGUUGAGUAUGCGAAAUCAAGCAGAUCAACAUGCAAGAAUUGCUCUCAGACAAUCGCUGCAAAGGAACUGAGAUUGGCGCUCGUGACCAGAGACUUCCGGGGAUAUGAUGUGACAAAAUGGCAUCACUUGGGUUGUUUUCCUGUUGAAUCAGAUCCAAUUGAUUCUGUAGAGGACAUUGGUGGAUUUUCAUCACUGGAGAAUGAUGACAAGGAUGCAUUAAAGGAAUUGGUUCUAAAAUGCGGGAAGAAGACUUUGAACAUGGAAGAAGAUAGCAAUGAAUCUGGAGCUGAUAAAGGGCUAACGGAGGAGACAAACAAAAGAAAACAUUCUCAGGUUGAUGGGAAGGAGGGAGAAGUUAAAAGUCCUGCAUCAGAUGAAAUAUGUGGGCAGAAGAAGAAUAAGGAGACGAAAGGUUCUUCUGCUUCUUCAAAAGUUAUUGCUGAGUAUGCGAAAUCAGGCAGAUCAUCAUGCAAGAAGUGCUCUCAGACAAUCACUGCAAAGGAACUGAGAUUGGCGCUCGUGACCAGAGACUUCCGGGGAUAUGAUGUGACAAAAUGGCAUCACUUGGGCUGUUUUCCUGUUGAAUCAGAUCCAAUUGUUUCUGUAGAAGACAUUGGUGGAUUUUCAUCACUGGAGAAUGGUGAUAAGGAUGCAUUAAAGGAAUUAGUCCAACAAUGCGAGAAGAAGACUUUGAUGAACAUCAGUGAGUCAACUUCUCAGGUCGUAGCUGAAGCAGAAAUCUCUCUUUCAGCUUCUGAUGUGAAGGACAAGUACAGGGGUGCCAGUCUAUUACCAAAAUGGAAAGCUUUCGAGACUGUAAUAUUCCUUGAGCGGGAUGAUGGUCUUAAUGAUUCAGAGAAGAUAGCUGCAUUUGACUUUGAUGGAUGCCUUGCAAAAACAUCUGUGAAAAUAGUUGGGGCAGAUAAAUGGUCUCUUAUGUAUCCGUCCAUUCCUGAGAAACUGCAAAGUCUGUACAGUCAGGGCUAUAAGCUGGUCAUUUUCACAAAUGAAUCCAACAUUGAUCGGUGGAAGAACAAAAGACAAGAUGCAGUAGACUCGAAAAUUGGACGUCUCAACAGUUUUAUCAAGCGUGUGGAGGUUCCCAUUCAGGUGUUUAUAGCCUGUGGAGUCGCUAGUUCUGGUGGUAAAGAUGACCUUUACCGCAAACCUAAGGCUGGAAUGUGGCAACUCAUGAAGAAGCAUUUUAACUCUGGAAUUGCAAUUGAUAUGGAUAAAUCCUUCUAUGUUGGGGAUGCAGCCGGAAGAAAUGGUGAUCACAGUGAUACAGACAUAAAAUUUGCGCAGGCGAGUGGAUUGAAGUUUUAUACCCCAGAGGAGUACUUUCUCGCUUGA
Molecule: messenger RNA, 1722 nt
Organism: Arabis nemorensis
Lineage: Eukaryota; Viridiplantae; Streptophyta; Magnoliopsida; Brassicales; Brassicaceae
Source: the annotation of a GenBank genome assembly